Homarus americanus (American lobster) is the source of this 1905-nucleotide messenger RNA. Its product is annotated as DNA-directed RNA polymerase II subunit RPB1-like. Gene Ontology annotation, molecular function: structural constituent of chitin-based larval cuticle. The record is from RefSeq and is a predicted model, not a curated record. The annotation marks the transcript as partial. The transcript is spliced from 2 exons. Gene Ontology annotation, cellular component: chitin-based extracellular matrix. Lineage: Eukaryota; Metazoa; Arthropoda; Malacostraca; Decapoda; Nephropidae.
AGAGGUGAACAGCACACACAUCCACCACACCACCUCCGGCCACCACACCGUCUUCACCCUCACGCCCACCACACCAUGGCGCCCUGGACUAGCUUGGCGCUGUUGUCCGCACUAGCGGUUAGCACGCUUAGUUCGCCUCGGCCCGACGAAAGUGCUUACAAAAUUCCGCAUGUGGGCACUGGACGACGUUCCCAGUACUAUGUUCAACACGCUGAUGGAACCUUCAAGUACGGCUAUGACACCGGUGAGGGAGCCUUCGAGGGUGCUCGUUCAUCCAGGGUUGGUCAGGUAGAUGGAAACUUCGGCUACAGGGACCCUGAAGGCAACAAUAUUCACCUCCAGUAUGUAGCUGAUGAGGGUGGAUUCCAGCCCAAGGGUGCCCAUCUCCCUGUCCCGCAUCCUGACUUUGCUCGUGCCCACGCUGAGGCUCGUGCUCGCCCUUCAUUCACCGACCCCCUUGCUGAUCCAAACGCCGAUGCCUCAUAUGGCUUCCAGUUCGCUGAAGAAGGUCAGACACGUAGCGAACAAAGUGAUUCAGACGGUAAUGUGCGUGGCUCUUACACUUACACUGACGAAGAAGGUCGCACACGAACCUACACUUACACAGCCGGUCGUGGCACUGGUUUUGUUGUCGAGGGUGACGAUCUACCGCAGGCACCAGAAGAUCCUGCGUCCACUCCAGCAGCGACCAGACUCUCCUCUUUUCCUGCAGCGUUCCCUUCUUCUAGUUUGCGACCUACUUCUCCAGCAUCCUCUGCCUCCUUCAGAGCAUCUACAGCUUCAGGAGCUCCAUCUCGUCCCUUCAGCACACCUUCAGGUACCCCAGCAGGGCCCGUGUCUUUCCAAAGAAGUACUGGAAGCUCAGAUCCUUCUUAUUCUUUUUCCUUCGACGCUGGUGAUCACUCACGUUCUGAGUCUGCUGACGCUAACCUCAAUGUUGAUGGAAAAUUUUCUUUCGUGGCUGACGACGGUGUCAGACGCAGUGUCACUUACGAAGCUGGAAGUGACACGGGAUUCCUGGCUCGAGGCGAUCACCUUCCACGAGCACCACAGUCACACUCCGAGUCUCAAACUACAUCAUCUGCAUUUUCAUCAUCACAAACCCCUUACCGCAGUCCAUCAGCGUCCCUACCUUCUUCCGUCUCUAGCACCCCAACUUUCUCUCGCUCACCAUCUGCUCCACGUCUUCCCGGCUUCACAAGCUCACAAACUCAGUACAGCUCCCCGUCCUCACGUCCCUCAGCACGCCCAUACACAGGUCAGUUCGAACCUGCCAAUACUCGCAGCCAACAGUCACCUGACGGAAGUUAUUCAUUUGCUUACGAAACGUCCAGUCACUCACGAGCAGAAUCAGGUGACAGAGACAACAACGUGGUGGGAAACUUCGACUUUGUUGCUGAUGAUGGACAGCGACAAGCUAUUGAAUAUGAAGCUGGGUCCCGUACAGGAUUUAUUGCUGAGGGUGAUCACAUUCCUGUAGGACCCGCGGUUCCAGGAGCACCCUCCGGUCAACCAACAGGUAGAAUCGUCCCUGUUCAAGAGGUCCCCUUCGUCGACCCUCUCGCUGACUCCAACGCUGAUGCCUCCUAUAACUUCGCCUUUGACUCGGAGCAAUAUUCACGCUCAGAGAGCGCAGACGCCGACGGCAAUGUCCGUGGCACUUACACAGUGGUAGACGAUGACGGCACUCGACGCACUCACCGAUUCCGUGCAGGUGAGGGCAUCGGCUUUGAAACUGAGGAAGUGUCAACUUCACGUGGUCCUCCUCCAUCUCGCUCUCCAUCAUCUGCCACCUUCCGCAGCCCAGCGGCCCCCGGCACAGCGGUGUCAUCUUCUCGGCAACAGGCACCAGGCCGGACGCCUCUAACUUCCAGCUUCGCCAGUACGAUGCCUCAGAGAACCGUG